Molecule: messenger RNA, 1492 nt
Organism: Pyrenophora tritici-repentis Pt-1C-BFP
Lineage: Eukaryota; Fungi; Ascomycota; Dothideomycetes; Pleosporales; Pleosporaceae
Product: PPE-repeat protein
Biological process (GO): mRNA alternative polyadenylation
Cellular component (GO): mRNA cleavage and polyadenylation specificity factor complex
Molecular function (GO): mRNA binding
Source: RefSeq, a predicted model, not a curated record
AUGGCCGACGACGACAACUUCGAUAUCGACAUCUACGGCGAUGAACCUUACCAAGAUUCGACCGCCCAGCAAGACACCACAGUGACCGACUCCAACGUCCCCGAUACAGAUGCCAAUGCAGCUACCCUGAACAAUGCAUCCGACAACACAAAGCCCGAAAGCGGUGACCACACAGCCGGUGACCCGGCGAAUGGAGAUAGCCAUCACGAACAGACUACACAACAGAUAGCGUCCACAGGCGGCUCGGCUGGUCUAGAUGUUCACAAGCAGGCACCACAACAGCAAGGCACAAAGCGCAAGCAAGGCGAGGAUGACGAUCGUCCGACCGACCCUGGCGCUACCGCAGCCCUGAUGAUCAACGAUGUCAACUGGUGGGUCAGUGAAGAAGACAUUCGCGGAUGGGCCAACCAGAGCGGCUGCGAAGACGAGCUUAUCGAAGUCUCCUUCAGCGAGCACAAGGUCAACGGCAAGAGCAAAGGUCAAGUUUUUGCUCUAAUGAAUUCACCACAAGCAGCUACUGCUUUGAAGCACAAAAUUGAGAACCUGUUCAAAGACCAAGCGCACACCAAAAAGCCGACCGCCAUCUUCAGUCCUCCCCACGUCAACCCAUUCAAGACAUUACCAAAGGAUGUCCCAACACGAGACAAGGGUAGGAACGACCGUGUGAUUGCCAGCAACUACGGAAACUCGGGCGGCUAUAACAACAACCGAGGUGGUUACAACAAUAAUAGGGGCGGGAACUUCAACAGAGGCGGUGGUAUGGGCUAUAACAACAACCGCAACUACAGUCCGGUAAAUAAUAACAUGGGCGGAAACAUGGGAGGCUAUGGCGCCCAGCCACCUAUGAACAACUUUGGAAACCCCAUGGGAGGCAUGAACAACUUUGGGGGCGGCUUCAACCGUGGUGGUAUGAUGGGCGGUGGCAUGCGCGGUGGCAUGGGUAAUCGUGGUCGCGGCGGAAACAUGGGCAUGAAUCCGAUGGGUGGAAACCCGAUGGGCGGAAUGAAUAUGCCAAUGGGUGGCAACAUGAUGGGCAUGGGAGCCAAUAUGAUGGGUAUGGGUGGUGGCAACAUGGGCAUGAUGGGAGGAAUGGGAGGCGGCUUUGGUGGCAACCCAGGCUUCAACCCAGGCUUCUUUAAUGGUAAUCAGGGUGGCAAUGAGAAUACCUGGCAAAACCCUCAUGGCGCUAAACGACCACGCCCGGAGUAGUCGACACCCCCAGGACCCGAUGCCGGCAACUCGCAUAACCUGGCGGUGUUAGACGAUCAGGUCGCAAGCAGCCUUUACGCACCAAACCCGACUUCUAAAAUAUGUGCCUAGCGAAGACUCCCUGUCCGAGGCCUAAUCGGAAACCCCUUUCUGACCAUUUUAAACCCGAUCUUACCGACGUCAUGAUGCACGCUUUGGUAUCAUGAUACUGAUAGUCUGGCAAAAGUUUGGGCUUUUUUUUCUUCUUUAUACGCAUGUUGCGGCCAAGCGUAGUCAGAUCGAC